This is a messenger RNA of Andrographis paniculata, 806 nucleotides long. Its product is annotated as rapid alkalinization factor-like. The record is from RefSeq and is a predicted model, not a curated record. The transcript has a single exon. NCBI's taxonomy places the organism in Eukaryota, Viridiplantae, Streptophyta, Magnoliopsida, Lamiales, Acanthaceae. The coding region runs from base 145 to 489 and encodes 114 amino acids.
UCGAAAAUUUCAUUUCCUCCGCCCACUUGCAUUUGCUCCUCUCUCUCUCUUCAAAAUUCAGAAGAGAAUUCCCAAAAAUCCUCCAUCGCAUUGCGGCAAUUUGCACCGGAGAUUGCGCCUCUGAUCCUUGAGAUUUCGCUUGUAAUGGCAGGGAAUUCGAAGCUUCUGCUGGUGGUGUGUUUAAUCGCGUCGCUGAUAGUCGCCAAUGCGUCGGUCGGAGCUGACAGCGGCUGGAUCAUGCCGGCGCUGAGAUCUGGAUGCAGAGGAACUGUCGCGGAGUGUCUACAGAACGAUGAUGAGGAGUUCGAGAUGGAUUCGGAGUCUCACCGGCGUAUAUUAGCCACGCGGAGGUACAUAAGUUACGGCGCACUCCAGAGGAACAGCGUCCCCUGCUCGCGCCGCGGCGCGUCGUACUACAACUGCCGCCCUGGCGCGCAGGCCAAUCCCUACCGCCGCGGCUGCAGCGCCAUCACUCGCUGCCGGAGCUGAGGUCGAUUCCUCCUACCACUGCGGUUAUUUGUAUUCUUUUUGUUUUAUUAUUAAUUUCAUUAUAUUCUGCAAAUAUUUUAAUUAUUUUUGGGAAGGACGCGUUUGGUAUACGAAGAAUAAUUAAAUCAUUACUGAACACACUGUGCUGUUGCUGUGUUGUGUCGGUUCCUCUUCCUCGCACAUAUGUGUAUCCAUACUGUUUUUUUUUUUUUUAAUCUUCCACACAUCAUUUUGUUUUUGAUUUUGAUUUUGAUUAAUACUGAAAAUACAUGAAUAGAUGAGUUGCUAAUUGCUAUAUAAUUUCAUAGUUUGGUUGA